UUUAGCGAGUUACAUUCUAGACGUCUAAUGAUACGUACCUAAAGAUUUUCGGUAUUAUAGAAACUUUUUAAUUUCAUUACUGACUAAGUAAUUAUAUAAUGAAAACGCAUGAACAUACGAGUAAUAUAAUGCUUCCAUAGUGAAAUUGUGAUGCAAGUGAUGAUUCAAAUGUUCCAGUUAAUCAUUUUAAACUCGUUAAUUUGUUAUAAAAUAAUGUAUAGAUUCGAAAUAUUCUCCGGUGUGCAACGUGUUGUGCAACAUGGCACCAAUCACAGCUCGUAAUUUUAUGAUCUAAACUGAAAAUUUUUAAGGUGGCUAAUUGUCAUCACCUGUAAACAAUUGUCAGCCUGAUUUCCUUCUAAUUUGAGCGAAAACGUUGGAACGAAAAAUUAACUUUUCGAAGUACCGUCAUGUUUUAUAAUUAUCAACUGUGAAUCAAUUUAUCUCAAAAUGGCAGAAAAUCUUUCGAAACGACCAACGAAAGGAAUUUUAAAAUCAUCCAGCAGUUUCGAUAAUCCAGAUAUAUCUAGACCACCUAAAGAAACAAAAUGGGAUGAAAUGAACAUCAUAGCAACAUUGCAUCCAGCAGAAAAAGAUUAUGGUCAUAUGAAAAUUGAUGAACCAAAAACUCCAUAUAACUAUGAAGGCCUGCAAGGUGAAUUUGAAUUCGAUCAAUUAGACUCUAAUGCAGUUGCAGCCAAGUUGGCUGGUAGCAGUAAGCCAAAAAUAUUUGAAGAAUCAAGUGAAGAUGAAGAUGAAAAAGAAACACCUGCAGAGAGGGAAAAAAGGAAAGCAUUUGAAGCAAAAAGAAAACAUCAUUAUCGAGAAUGGCAAGUAGUUCAGGUGCUUCGAAAAGAAUUACUUGAGCAAGACGAGGAUGAAGAGGAUGAAGAUGAUGAAGAGGAGAUGAAGAUAGAAGAAGAACAUGUUGUUAGAUUCAAGUGUAUGCCGUCCUGUGGUAAAACACAACAGAAAUGAUACCGUUAAGGACUACAAAAAAUAAUAUUAUGGUAACUAAAAUAUUGAGGUAAUUUCUCUCAUAUUUUCUGUUGA
Messenger RNA from Megalopta genalis, 1053 nucleotides. RefSeq names its product protein phosphatase inhibitor 2. Gene Ontology annotation, molecular function: protein phosphatase inhibitor activity. Gene Ontology annotation, biological process: regulation of signal transduction. The record is from RefSeq and is a predicted model, not a curated record. Lineage: Eukaryota; Metazoa; Arthropoda; Insecta; Hymenoptera; Halictidae.